GAUUCGCCCGGUCAGGAAUCUGCGUGUCAAAUGUUGCCUAUUACGCCAUACUCUGUUCUUGUACCGGAAUAUUGCGGAAACAGCUCGAAGAAACGGGAUUCCCUGUGGCUUUCUGUUGAAUAUUUGUAGCUGAAAGUGUUCAUCGUGUGGAGCAAUGCAUUCGGGAAACUCGGAGAAAGCGGCUUCGCUACGGAAACGGACGCUGUCUCGAGGAAUGAGCGAAGACGAGUCUCUUCGACACAUUAUUAGAGAGGCAGAAGAAACAAACAGGUACCUGUCACGCAAUGACAGCAGAUGUGGAUCAUUAAAACGAGGACAAAGAAAAGAAAGCCUUGGUGAAGAGGAUCUUCUUAUUGAAAAAGUAGAAAUGGUGGAGCAGCGAGCAGACUAUGAGCUCUGUUUACAGGAGAUGCGAGCUCUUGAGCUUCAGCAGGAGGCUCGUUUGUUUCAGGUGGACUGUCUUCAGGAUGCUCUCGAGGGCGCAGAGGAGAUGCUUUCUGAAGCCCAGAGAGAGGCUCGUGCAGUCACGAUGGAAUUGGAGCGCGAGCGGGAUGCUCGGAGGAAGCUGGAAGACAUGGUGGCCUCAUUAAUGCAGGAGAUGGAAGUGUUAAAAGAGGAAAGAAAUUCCGUUUCUGUCUUUCCAGUCAAUGACCUGGUGGGAGACCAAACACAAGGAGUCGUCGAUAUAUCUGCUGUCUUCUCAGGAACAUCUGUAGAUGGAGAUAUAUCCAGUGAGGGGAUGAGCACUGUUGCGUAUUGUCCAGCCGCUACAGAAACUUCCUCGAAAGCAGCUUUGGGCUUCAAGAGUGGACAUACUGAGCUGUUUCAGGCCAGACAUGCUGGACCCAUCUGGCUUCAGGAUGCUCCAGACGGAACAUCAGUGGACCAGGAAGCAUCACUGAUCUCAGACACUGAAAGCUCUCCUCUAAAUCUGAAUAGAAGCUCGACCUUACAGCUGGAAAAAGUGAUCGACCCAACGGUACAUUUUAAUCAGAAGUGUGAAGCUCAUGAUAGAGAUGACAAUGAUGAAAGUAGUGGAUAUGAGGACGCUCCAUCAGAGUUCUCACCGACACCUUCCACCCCCGAUGGAGUUCUACUGGAAGGUGACAAUUAUAUGGGUGGCAAUGAGUCUGAUAGCUCUAGAAAUGCGGAUUCUUGUGCUCUCUCUUAAGAGCUUUUUUGUCUACCAUUUAGUCCUUUAUAAAAAUGCUGCCAAUACAACAUAGUUCUAAAAACCUAGUUGUAUUCAGACUGUUGAAGUAUAACACUGGAGCUAAAAUUCAAGUCACCACGGCUGAAAAAGCCUUAGCACAAUCUAACAAUUCAUCAGUCAGCAAAAUACGGGAUCUGCACUUUUUCUGCUACUAAUUUCUAGCGGUAGUUACUUUUUAUUGGAUGUAUGUUUAUCCUUAUUAUUGUGAUAUGAUAAAUGAGCUGUCAAGGCAAUCAAGUUUUCACAAGGAUGUGGUUUACAGACAAGUGGGUCUGUAUGGAAAAGGAAAUGACUUCUAGUUGACCACACUUUUUCUCUGAUUGCACCAAAUAAAUCAAAAGCGAUAUUAGGAGCAUGUCAAUGGGAACUAUUACAUAAACUGCCAAGAAGGGCAAAUACUGUCCCUAUCUUGUUCAGCUUACAUCAAGUCUGCUUAUUUAAUGAGUUUGCUCUCUUUUGUUGCUUGGUAAAAGCAUGUUGAAAAAGAUGGAGAAGAACUGGUUUUGUUCUUGCCAGCAGUACUCAGCACUUGUCAACACAGCAAUGCUUUCUAUCUGAUGUCUUUUUUUCUGCCAUGUGGACAGUUUAGUUUCAUUCAGUUUCCUGCUUGUAAAGAGGCUAUGCAUUGACGUUACUUUCCCACGUGAACACGCCGGAACGCCCCCUUGAGUGGCAAAACAUUUAGCAAAAUGGCUGCUUUCAAUAGGAUAAACAAAGAAACCGUGACUAAAACACACAAUUUUUUGUGUGUUUAGCAGUUAGACUUGACACUUACAUAGGAACCAGGUGUAUUUGUACACUGAAAUAUUGCGCAGAAUUGCGUUUCCUGAUAUUUAUUUUGUAUCUGAUUUCAAUGCUUGGGGAAAUACACAAAGCAAAGCCUAAAAGUUAAGUAACUUUUUCUACUCGAGCAAACACGUUUGGUGGUUUAACAAACCUUACAAGAUUUACAUCACUCUUCUAAAUGUUUACUGUGCUGACAAUUUGGUCAUCUUUCAGUUUGUAUGGAAUCCAUCUGCUUAGAAUGUUAAAACAAAUACAUUUACAUUUACACAACAUAUAAAGCUGUUGAAAGUAGGUAGGUAACGCUAUUAUGGUAUGGCUCAACAAAAACAACUUACUUGAGCUGAUUCUGAUAUGAAAUGGCAAGCAAACAUCCACGUUUCACUAUUCGUUUGGUUUCAGCAAAUUGCAGCGAUUCAUUUGCUUUUUUUCUUCCCUUUGGUUUUGUGCUCAAUCUGUUUGUACAAUCAAUCGCACAACAACCUUUUCCCGUUCUAAAUGGAGUACAGAUAAAGAUAAACACUGCGACAUUCGGUCUUUCUACCACUCAUUGGCUGCGACUCCCUUGACUUCACGUGACGUGACGUGUCGUGUGCGGUGAUGACACGUGCAUACCCUCUCUAACCUCUAUAUUACAUUGAAGUUUCACAAUUACAUUGAAUAAAAAAAUCAUUUUGUGUUGUCCGUG
This is a messenger RNA of Triplophysa rosa, 2684 nucleotides long. RefSeq lists its product as uncharacterized. The record is from RefSeq and is a predicted model, not a curated record. The coding region runs from base 155 to 1171 and encodes 338 amino acids. NCBI's taxonomy places the organism in Eukaryota, Metazoa, Chordata, Actinopteri, Cypriniformes, Nemacheilidae. The transcript has 6 exons.